AUGAGACAAAUAAUUAUUUUUAUAUUAACUAUUUUUAUUGUUCAUAUAAAUAUAGGGCAUUCCCAACUCUGCACAACUGAUUUAUGCGAAAAAUGUUGCUAUCCAACAAAUGAAGGUUGUGGAAAUAAAAUUUAUAAAGCAAUGAGAGAUAAUUAUGACAAUGAUAAAACUUAUUGCAGACUUUGUGAUUGCGGAAAUCCAUCUACUGGGUGUGGAUGGGUUGGAGAAAAAUAUGGCAAGGUCAAAUGCACGAGUUGCUCGUUUAUAAAUCAAGUCAAUAGCAAGAUAAAAUAUUUUGACAUAGCUGGUUGCGGAUAUCAACUAAAAAAAGGAACUUUACUGAGCAACGCAUAA
Molecule: messenger RNA, 354 nt
Organism: Plasmodium berghei ANKA
Lineage: Eukaryota; Apicomplexa; Aconoidasida; Haemosporida; Plasmodiidae
Product: conserved protein, unknown function
Exons: 4
Coding region: 1-354 (117 amino acids)
Source: RefSeq, a predicted model, not a curated record